Messenger RNA from Fukomys damarensis (Damara mole-rat), 887 nucleotides. RefSeq names its product GLIPR1 like 1 (gene Glipr1l1). NCBI's taxonomy places the organism in Eukaryota, Metazoa, Chordata, Mammalia, Rodentia, Bathyergidae. The transcript is spliced from 5 exons. The record is from RefSeq and is a predicted model, not a curated record. Gene Ontology annotation, cellular component: extracellular region.
UGUGCUGGAAGAUGAAGCCCAGAGAGAGCGCGCGCAGUCCCUGGAGCUGGGGAGGUCGGGCUGCCCCAGCCUACCGUUACGGGUUGGUGCAGUCUGAGCAUUCUUCGCUGCUUUCCAUGGCUCUGAAGACGAAAUUUAGUUGCUUAUGGAUCUUUGGUCUGUGUUUAGUAGCUGGUAAAUCUCCCACAGUCCCAUCCAUCACAGACCCACACUUUAUCAACCAGUGUGUUGAGUCCCACAACGAAUUUCGAGGCCAAGUCAGUCCUCCCGCAGCGGACAUGAAAUACAUGAGUUGGGAUGACGGUUUAGCAAAGGUGGCUAAAGCUUGGGCAAACAAGUGCAAAUUUGAACACAACAGUUGUUGACAAACACCAUACCAAUGCUCCCAAGGUUUUGAACAUAUUGGAGAAAAUAUUUGGUUAGGUGGAUUCACAGAAUUUACUCCAAAAUAUGCUAUUACUGGUUGGUAUAAUGAAUCUCACCUUUUUGACUUUGAUAAUCUAUCGUGUUCUGGCGUUUGUGGCCAUUAUACACAGGUAGUUUGGGCCAAUUCAUAUAAAGUUGGUUGUGCAAUUACAAUUUGCCCUAACCUCGGGGGAUUGACAUAUUCAUUAUUUGUAUGUAACUAUGGACCCGGAGGAAAUAUUAAAAAUGAACUGCCCUACACACAAGGAUCAGCCUGCUCUAUGUGCUCAGACAAAGAGAAAUGUGUAAAGAAGCUCUGCCAACAUAAAGAUAUGAAGCCCGUGGGGAAAGCACCUCGACGAAUGGUAUAUAAUCUACUCAGCAUAGGUUUUGUUCUUCUGAGAAUGGUUUAAUUGUCAUUUAUAUAUGCAAAAAGUCCUCAAAUUUUAUAAUAAAGGAACACUUUAUUGUUAAACAACUCA